AUGACACGCCGGUUUACACACUCGUCCCAGCGACGCGCGUCGCUUGUCUCAACGUCUGUGGGCAGACAUGGGCUGUUUGUGCCCCAGGACCUCAUCAAAUCAGACGACUUCACGGCCGUUGUCAGCGACCAGGACCUUGAGGAGGACGAGCCACUGAUCGAGACCCAGGUCCAGCAAUACUCAGCGACACCAAGGGACAUAACCGAAGAGGCAGAGCUGCUCGAGGCCAACCACUUUCCCAUUAGAAGAUACUCCUCCGUGCCUUCGGUUUCCGUGCCACCUGCCGAAGACCGCGAAGCUGUCAAUGAGUCAUGGGACAAGGCCCUGCGCGACGGGAAAAUCACCACCACGCCUCUCUUUGAGCUCAAGAAGAUGCUGAUGUCGUCCGUGCCGCUCGUGAUAACCUUCCUGCUCCAAAACUCUCUGGGUGUGGCCUCUAUCUUUGCCGUGGGACAUAUCUCUCCCGAAGCACUCGCGGGAAUCACCCUCGGAACCAUGAGUUGCAACAUUUCGGCCAUUGCUGUCAUCGCCGGCCUCGCAUCGUCGCUCGACACGUUUCUGCCGCAGGCCUAUGGAGCCAGAAAAUACAAGGUCGUGGGCCUGAUUUUCCAGCGUUGCACAGCUCUCAUAUUCACGCUUAUGUUCAUAGUCUGCAUAGCAUGGUGGAUUUGGGCCGAGCAGGUUCUGGCAAAAGUCCUUCCGAACGCGGAAAGCGCCAAACUUGCUGCCACUUACCUGAAAGUCAUCACUUUUGGAUUGCCAGGCUAUAUACUUUUUGAGACAGGAAAAAGAUUUCUGCAAGCCCAGGGAGUUUUCGAGGCGUCGACGUACGUUCUGUUUGUCUGUGCUCCUUUCAACGCAUUGCUCAACUACUUGUUCGUUUGGGUAUUUAAAAUGGGAUACAUUGGAGCCCCCAUCGCUGUCAGUGUGAACUAUACGUUGAUGGCUAUUGGGCUAUUUGGGUACACCAUCUGGACGAAAAAUGUCGCCAACCCUAUGAAAUGCUGGAACGGACUGACGCUGAGAAAGGCGUUCUCCAACUGGGGCGAGCUGGUGAAGCUUAGUAUCCCCAACCUGAUCAUGAUCAUGUCCGAAUUCCUGAGUUUCGAGAUCCUCACCCUGCUGUCCAGCUAUCUCGGAACAGUGCCGCUUGCAGCACAGUCUGUGAUAACCACUAUGGCUUCUCUCACCUACCAGGUGCCAUACGGAGUUUCCAUCGCCGCGUCUACCAGAGUGGCCAACUUCCUGGGUGCCCAGCUCCCACGAGAGGCCAGAAUAGCUACCAAGAUGGUUUUUGUGUUCACCGCAGCCAUUGCCUUGAUCAACUCGUCAUUCCUGCUCUUUGACAGCCGGCAAAUUGCGGGCUGGUUCUCCAACGAUGCAGACGUAAUCGAGGUGGUCGCCAAGGUGAUGCCGCUGGUCGCUUUCAUCCAAAUAUUCGACGCCAUGAAUGCAACCAGCGCAGGGUGUCUUCGGGGACAGGGCCUGCAGAGAAUUGGCGGAUACGUCAACCUGUGCUCGUACUAUCUCAUUGGUCUCCCGCUUGGGUUUGUGCUGAGCUUCUAUGUCCCCAAGGGUCAUCCUAUGGGACUCUUUGGGCUGUGGACAGGCUGUGGAGUGGCCCUGGCGAUAAUUGGUGUCAUCCAAACGUAUUGCGCCCUUGCUGCUGACUACGACAAACUGGCCGCCGACGCGCUCAGACGAAGCGAAACAGACUAG
Molecule: messenger RNA, 1719 nt
Organism: Ogataea angusta
Lineage: Eukaryota; Fungi; Ascomycota; Pichiomycetes; Pichiales; Pichiaceae
Exons: 1
Coding region: 1-1719 (572 amino acids)
Biological process (GO): xenobiotic detoxification by transmembrane export across the plasma membrane
Cellular component (GO): membrane
Molecular function (GO): antiporter activity; xenobiotic transmembrane transporter activity
Source: RefSeq, a predicted model, not a curated record